AUGGGAUAUAAGAAAAAAAAAUCUGAGAAGGAAGCGAAAGUUGAAGAACCUACGGCGUCAUAUUUCCAAAUUUAUCGGUAUGCAAAAUGGUACGAGUUGCUGGCGACAAUCGUCGGUGUAUUGCUGGGCUUGUUGAGUGGUGGUGGCGUGUGUUACAACUUGGUGCAGUUUGGGGAGUUGAGUACAGCGUUCGUUGAGAGGACAGCGCAACAGGAUCGACUAUCCAGUUACCUACCACUAACGUCCUUGUUUGGCGGGGGCAGGAGGCUAAACAAUGCGUCACACGAAGAAAACAUGGAGGCGUUAGUGGAAGACGGAAAGGCGAUGGCGAUUGGUCUUUUUAUCUCUGUCUUCAUUUCCUUAGUGCUGUGCUUUCUCUCAGUGUCUCUUAUUAGUUGGAGUGCGUUGAGACAGAUAACUCGAAUACGUCUUAUUUUCCUGGAAUCCGUGUUUCGACAAGAUAUGACUUGGUACGACACAGAUACUGAAUUCAACUUGGCUACGAAAAUGUCGGAAAACAUGAUGAAACUCAAAGAAGGUAUGGGAGAGAAACUUGGCGUAGUGGCUAAUCUUGUUGGCACAGCGAUUAUAUGCCUUUGUCAAGCUUUUCCUCAAGGUUGGGAACUCACUCUAGCCUGUUUCUCCGUUGUUCCAUUCUCGAUAGCAGCAUCUGUCAUAUUGUCGAAUUAUCAAACGAGAUCGUCUGCGCGAGAGAUGGGAUCCUACAGUCAGGCUGGAAAACAAGCAGAAGAGGUAUUGAAGUCAGUGAGGACUAUCGUUGCUUUUGGUGGGGAGGGUAAAGAAGUUGAAAGAUAUCGGCGAUUAUUGGAACCCGCUGAAAAAUAUGGUCGAAAACGUGGCUUGUAUACAGGACUGGGUACUGGCUUCAAUUGGGUUCUGACGUACUCAUUGAAUGCUAUUGGCCUGACAUACGGAACCCGACUUAUUCUCAUAGAUAUGGAUAAGCCGACGGAUGAAAGAAAAUACCUCGUUGGUAUAGUAUUCAGUAUCCUUUUCGCUGUGUACAUGGCAACGCAAUCCAUCACGCUUUGUGUACCGCACAUGGAGAUAUUUUCGUCAGCUCGCGGUGCUGCCACAAGUGUGUUCCAACUCCUCGAUAGAAAACCCGUCAUAGAUUGCUUAGCUGAAGGAGGUAUAUCCCCAAGACGCGUCAUAGGCGAGAUAUCUUUAGAAGACGUUCACUUCACCUAUCCAUCCCGACCCAAUGUAAAGAUUCUUCAAGGUUUCUCUCUUAACAUCAAAGCGGGAGAAUGUGUGGCACUGGUCGGGUCAUCCGGUUGUGGUAAAUCCACGAUAUUGCAGUUACUGCAGAGGCUGUAUGACCCCCAUUUGGGGACUGUUAAAAUCGACGGAAAGAAUGUCAGGAACCUCAAUUUGAGCUGGCUGAGAUCAUCUCUAGGUGUCGUUGGGCAGGAGCCAGUACUCUUCAAAGGUACCAUUUACGAAAACAUAGCUAUCGGCUGCCCGGAAGCUACCAGGGAAGAAGUUCAAAGGGUUGCAGAAAUGGCUUACGCUCACGACUUUAUCUCGCAUCUAUCCAAUGGUUACGAUACUUUCAUAGGCGAAAGAGGAGCCUCUUUAUCUGGUGGGCAAAAACAACGGAUAGCUAUAGCUCGCUCACUGCUUCGCGAACCCGCCAUUUUACUUUUAGAUGAAGCUACGUCUGCUUUAGACCCUCAUUCAGAAAGACAGGUCCAGGCAGCACUUGAUCGGGCUAGUGUUGGUCGGACCACACUUAUGGUAUCACACAGGCUGUCAACGAUCGUAAACGCAGACCGAAUAAUCUAUAUGGAUCAAGGUGCUAUUGUGGAACAAGGCACCCACGAAGAACUUAUGAAAUCCAAAGGUUUCUACUAUAAACUAGUAACAACAGGCAAUGGGAACAAAGAGCCCGAUGUUAUCGAGACCUUACAGGAAGAACAACCAGAUGGUGGAGACGAUACUGAAGUGUCUUUGUCACCGCGAGUUGACGUCAAAAGAAGAUCAACUAAACGAAUAGUCAGGCAUCAUUCUAUGAAACGAGAUUCUCAUGAUUGGAUGACGCCUCGCGGAUCAAUAUCUUCUGUGAUAUCUACAGGAAUACAAAACUUCGUUUAUAACAAUGAUUUCGAGUCAGAAGAAGAAGAUAAAAUUGAUGAAGAUGAGGAUAUAAAACCCCUAAACGAUUGGCAAAUAUUGAAACUGAACGCUCCUGAAUGGCCCUUUAUUGUGAUUGGGUCGAUCGCUGCGUUCGCCCAAGGCUGUUGUUUUCCCGUUUUCGCUUUACUCUUUGGAUUCACAGCUGGGAUCUACGUCUUACCGGAUCGUAAUCAAAUAAUCUCCCUGGCUGAUCUUUAUUCUGGAAUGUUCGUCGUCGUGGCAGCAGUCGCCGGUCUGUCCAUGUGUCUGCAAAGUGCAACAUUUACUAAUGCCGGCCUUAAAAUGACGACAAGACUACGAUAUCAGUAUUUUGGCGCUUUACUUAAACAAGAAAUCGGUUUCUUUGACAAAGAGAAGAAUACUGUUGGUGCCCUUUGCGCUAGAUUGAGUAGCGAUGCGGCUGAAGUUCAGGGCGCUACUGGUCUUAGAAUAGGUCUUAUUAUUCAAGGAACGAGUUCAGUUGUGGUCGGAUUUAUCAUGGCUAUCUCAUAUGACUGGAAGCUAACUCUGGUCGGGACAGCAUUCUUGCCUUUGAUGGUGGGCAGUAUUUGGCUAGAAGGUAGAAUUUCACAGAAGUCCCAAUCCGAUGAGCGAGACGCGAUGGAAUCAGCGACGUCUAUCGCCACCGAGGCUGUCGUCAGUAUUAAGACUGUGCAGAGCUUAGGUGUGGAAAAAGUUUUUCUGAAGAAGUUUCACGACGCACUGCUCGAAUCAUGUGCUGCUGUCACUGCUAAGACGAGAUGGAGGGGCUUAGUCCUCGGUUUGGGGAUUUACGUCCCAUUUAUGUCUUACUGCUCCGCUACAGUCUACGGCACAACUUUAGUAGCGUACGAAGGACUACAAUAUAAUAUUGUAUUGCUAGUAAACGAAGCUCUUAUGUACGGUGCCUACAUGUUAGGCCAGUCACUUGUCUACGCUCCGAGUUUUAAUUCAGCUAGGGCAUGCGGUGGAAGAAUUGUGUCCAUCAUAAACCGGGAGCCGAAAGUCCAAACGAAGCCUGGCCUAAAGGAUAGGAAGGAUUGGGCUGCAACAGGAAACUUCUCUAUCAAGGAAGUAGAGUUCAGCUAUCCAACACGGCCGAAUCAGCGAAUUUUAAGAGGAAUAGACCUUAAAGUAGAAGCUGGGAAGACAGUCGCUCUCGUUGGCUCAUCGGGUUGUGGAAAGUCCACAAUAUUGCAACUGUUUCAACGAUUUUACGAUCCCGAUACUGGAAAUAUUGAAUUAGACGGCCGCGACAUCCACUCAUCGCUAACAGUACCACGCUUGCGACGUCAACUCGGAGUGGUUCAGCAGGAACCAGUUCUCUUCGAUAGGACAAUAGCCGAAAACAUUGCAUAUGGCGACAACAACCGUAAAGUGACUAUGCACGAGAUUAUCGCGGCUGCAAAGGCCGCUAACAUCCACAAUUUCGUUGUUUCAUUGCCAAAGGGUUAUGAUACGAAUUUGGGUGCAAGUGGAGCCCAAUUGUCUGGUGGGCAGAAACAACGGAUAUGUAUAGCCAGGGCGUUGAUUAGAUCGCCGCGUCUACUCUUGCUCGAUGAAGCAACAUCAGCAUUGGACGCUAAUAGUGAACGGGCGGUGUCUGAAGCAUUAGAGAAAGCGGCUAAAGGACGCACUUGUAUAACAAUUGCGCAUCGGUUGUCAACGAUCAAGGACGCAGACCUGAUCUGCGUGGUAGAUAAAGGUAAAAUAGUGGAACGUGGCACCCACGCUGAACUAAUGGCGCUAAAAGGAAAUUACUGGCGCAUGGGCAAAGGCCAAGACAUGGCUUAA
This is a messenger RNA of Leptosia nina, 3933 nucleotides long. The record is from the annotation of a GenBank genome assembly. NCBI's taxonomy places the organism in Eukaryota, Metazoa, Arthropoda, Insecta, Lepidoptera, Pieridae.